AGGCAUUUUGUGAAAAUUGUCCAAUCCGGUUUGAAGAGACAGAGAUUUUCGACGAAUAGAAAGCGUUAGCCGUGUGGUGGACUGUUGAUACAUCCAAUGGUCUGAGUGGUAGUAAUAUACUGUCCGUCGUGCGGUGGUGGACACACACUGGAUGGGACAGGACAGCGCUACAUGGGGGACGCAGGCGACAGCGGCUGGUACCUCCGCUCCUACAGCCCGGAGAGAGCAAUUCACACUCUGGAGAAAUCUCUAGAGCUUUACGACGCACCGCUAUUGGGACCUGAGUUGAUGAAAUAACCCAGCCGAGCAUGAACACAUCGCAUUUGAGUGUCUCCUCCUCUGAGCAUGGACUGACCAAAUCCCUCUCUGGAUGAUUUGAUGGGGCUGCUCAGAGUCAUGAUGCCGCCCAAGUUGCAGCUUCUGGCGCUGCUGGCGUUCGCAGUGGCCAUGUUCUUCCUGGAGAACCAGAUCCAGAAGCUGGAGGAGUCCCGCGGGAAGCUCGAACGAGCCAUCGCUAGACACGAGGUACGAGAGAUUGAGCAGCGACACACGCAAGACGGCUUGAGGGAACGGGAUUCAUUGGCCUCGUCGCCAUCAGAGGGCGAAGACGACCUUGUCAUCAUCUACAACCGCGUGCCCAAGACGGCCAGCACCUCCUUCACCAACAUCGCCUACGACCUGUGCGGGAAGAACCACUACCAUGUCCUGCACAUCAACACCACCAAGAACAACCCGGUCAUGUCCAUACAGGACCAGGUGCGGUUUGUUAAGAAUGUGACUGAGUGGAGGGAAAUGAAGCCGGCUUUCUACCACGGACAUGUCUCCUUCCUGGACUUCACCAAGUUUGGAGUGAAGAGGAAGCCCAUCUACAUAAAUGUGAUCCGUGACCCCAUUGAAAGGCUGGUGUCAUACUAUUACUUUCUGCGUUUCGGGGAUGACUACCGGCCGGGCUUAAGACGCAGGAAACAAGGAGACAAGAAGACGUUCGAUGAAUGUGUAUCAGCCGGCGGCUCAGACUGUGCCCCUGAGAAGCUCUGGCUCCAGAUUCCUUUUUUCUGUGGACACUACUCUGAAUGCUGGAACGUGGGCAGCCAGUGGGCUCUGGAGCAGGCCAAAUACAACCUGGUGAAUGAAUACAUGCUGGUCGGAGUAACAGAGGAGCUGGAGGACUUUGUCAUGAUGCUGGAGGCGGCGCUGCCACGCUUCUUCAAAGGAGCCACUGAGCUGUACAAAACAGGGAAGAAAUCCCACCUGAGGAAGACCAGUGAGAAGAAGCCGCCCACCAAGGAGUCGAUCGCCAAGCUGCAGCAGUCGGCCAUCUGGAAGAUGGAGAACGAGUUCUACGAGUUUGCACUGGAGCAGUUCCAGUUUGUCAGGGCGCAUGCUGUCAGAGAAAAGGACGGGGAGCUCUACCUGUUGGCACAAAACUUCUUCUAUGAGAAAAUCUACCCCAAAAACUAAAGAGGCACGUCUGUGAAAGGGAUUGGAGAGAAUGCUUUGUGCAGGCUCGUGUGUGCCCAGUCUGAGAUGAGGAAGAGAGGAGGACUUAAAGACGACAGGUGACUGUGUGGCUGCUUGGUACGUGUGAUUAAGAACAUGACGUGGAGCUGCAGAACAAUCUGGUGGCAGCUCUGUUAUACACGUCUGUGCCAGCCAACUGGACAGGGAGCUCAUGUUUCGUCAGCAGGUUGUGUUCCCAGCAGCGCCCGGGCCUCCACUCCCCUUCACUUCCAUGUCAAAUGUCGUCUGCGCAGAGGACUUCUGCUGGCACAUGUUACACAUGGCGGAGAUGGCCUGUCCAACAGCCGGUCAGACCUCAACUCCCGAUCCAGACAAAAGAUUUCAUCGGCUCUGUACUGUUUGGUUGUGUUUGAUUGUAUUUUAACUCUUUACUAUGGUUGUCUUUUGUAUGUAAAGACGGUGGCAUUUUCCAUGGUGACACGACAUCCCCAUGCCUCACCACUACUACUAACUUAAAGAGAUUUUAAGUGUACGAAACUGACUACUGUGCUGUAUUAUUGGACUCCAAUGAGAACUUUUUUUGGUUGGUUUUGGUUUUUAUGAAAUAAAAAUCCUGUGACCAUGGA
Molecule: messenger RNA, 2087 nt
Organism: Epinephelus fuscoguttatus (brown-marbled grouper)
Lineage: Eukaryota; Metazoa; Chordata; Actinopteri; Perciformes; Serranidae
Gene: hs2st1a
Product: heparan sulfate 2-O-sulfotransferase 1a
Exons: 8
Coding region: 379-1461 (360 amino acids)
Cellular component (GO): membrane
Molecular function (GO): heparan sulfate 2-sulfotransferase activity
Source: RefSeq, a predicted model, not a curated record